Drosophila persimilis is the source of this 2175-nucleotide messenger RNA. RefSeq lists its product as uncharacterized. The record is from RefSeq and is a predicted model, not a curated record. Bases 842 to 1771 code for a protein of 309 amino acids. NCBI's taxonomy places the organism in Eukaryota, Metazoa, Arthropoda, Insecta, Diptera, Drosophilidae. The transcript is spliced from 4 exons.
AAUUGACAAUGAAUGCAGUUUUAUGAAAUCUUCGGAAUGGUUUAUUCUGACCGCAGCACAUACAUUUUUCCUUUCGAAUGCACAAAAAUGUCUUGUCUAAAAUUCUCGUCACACCCCAAUAACUUGCACCGCUUGCAGGCUGCUUGCAAUAACACUCGUACCUUUAUUAGCUUCUUUUAUUGGGAAUUAAAGACUCUAAAAUGCCAAUUGGCAAAAACAUCAACUUUGGUUUGAUUUAUUUUCAAGUAUAUAUGUAUGAGAACUUAGAGUAGAAGAACUGACUGCCUAAAGAAUAUUUGUGAUGUAUAGGAGUUGUACAAAUAUCAAAGAAUUUAUGUAGUCGUCUAUAUGUGUAUGUACUAUUGUCGGGUAUUUCGAGUCGAGCAUCGCGUGGGAGCGAUGGGGGCACCUCUGGCUUUGACAUAAUUUAAAGGCAUCAAACUCUAUAUAAAUAAUAACUUUUUAUAAUUUUUAUUUGCAAAUGUCGAAACUUAAGGCUUAAUUCCUUUUGCGGAAGGGGGAGACACAUACAUAUAUACCUUUCUUUAUACCCCUUCCCUCUGUUGCGUUUCUGUCAAAUAACAAACAUUCGAAGCGUAAUUCCUAUACGGUAUAAAAGAGAUGUUUACAAUUGUGUAUGCCUCCUCCAGCUGGGGUGUGGCCUAAAGAGUGGGUGGCCAAGGGUUAGAGCCCAGACGCUGAACGGGAGAUGUGCGCGCGCACUUACGGUCUGGUCCGUUCUGUGCUGGGGAGGAGGACACGCAUUUCAGGAUAGGAUAGUGUCUGGGCAUUCAGUACAGAGUAGGAUUUCAUUGACACAGGACACAAAAGCUCCUUCAAAAUGAAUAUAGUAUUGGGAAAUUGUGUGGGAAGCUGCGACCAAUUGGCCGGACCACCACCUGACUUUAUACUAUCGAUGCCGCCGCCGCCAUUGCCAUCGUUCCUCAUCAGCAAACCGACAACCAUCGAGACUCUGAUGCCGCCGUCCAACGAGUCGCAGCCGUGCUUUGCCGCAUUCAUGUGCGGCGGCCAGGGGGGCCAGGGCCAGCACAAUGACAGCAAUGGCAAUGCUCUGAUGGAGCUGGUGCGUAGCAGUGAUACCAGGAGUCUGGAGAAUGUUUGGUUCUUUGUCUCCUCCUGCGUGGGCAUAUUCGUGCUGGGCUGCUUCCUGGCCAUCAUUGUGAUCAGAUGCAGGGAGACCUUCCUCUCCUACCACGACGCAAACAUCAAGCAGACGGCCAUCAAUGCCUUGGGCGAGGCAACCAAAUCGAAUGCCUUCUCCUCGGGCGGCAUACUGUAUCCUUGUGCGACGGCCAACAGUAGGGACCUGCUGCAGAGUCAGCUGGUGAAUGAUAGCCGCCUGCUGUGGGCCACUCUAACACCGCACGGCACUAGGCACUUUAUCAUUGAAAACUCCCAGGAUGGGGGGCACUACGAGUCGGUGGAUUAUCGCGGCAAGGCCCACAGUCAGGUGUUUCGCGGCUAUGCCAAGCAUUCGCAAUCGUUUGUCAAGUCGUUUGAUAAUAAUGGUUUCGUUGAUUACGACUAUGAGGAUCCCACACCUUUGAUGGAUUCCUAUCACGAUGACAUGGACUCGGGCUAUCAGGAGCCCCAUGAGGUGACCGGCUCGCUGAAUCAGUCGUCCCCCAUGCAUGGCCAUGCAACAGCUAAUGACACACCGACAAAUGUGAACACCCUAUCGAUUAGCCGCAAGACCACUCUGUCGCGUCGCAUCAGCGAUGCCUCCUCGCACAACGGGACAACGAUGUAAUGUCUGCUGGGUGCCGCACGAGUUUCGUUAUGUAAAUUACACCGAAAAAGAGUGAGGAGGGUGCAGGUCCAUCCACAACUAACUACUACAGAUCGUCACAGUAUUUUCGAUACAGAUUCCAGACACAGAGAUACUGAUGAUAUUUUAGUCUACUCUUAAGUAGGGGGAAUACAGACACAAAAGAUACCGAAAACAGAUCGGAGGAAUAGAAAGCAAUACUAAUGUUGAUUAAGUAUAGAUUCGCGCUAAUCGUGCAUCGAACCAAAACAAAACAAAAAACAAACAAACUAAUAUACGCAUUGAUCGCUCUCUCAAUUGCUUUUUAAACUCGUACGUGCAUCAGAAAAACCCACACACACACACACAAACUAUACAACUAAAUACUACAAAUACUAGAACUACUA